AACAGUACAAUCAAUACAUCUUCCAAGUGGACAGCCAAAAGGUAUAAAAUUAGUUUUAGAAGAGCGUGAAUUGUGGUCUCAAAGUCAAUUGAAACGAAUUUGUAAUGAUUGCAAGAAGCAAUUACCAAUUUUAAUUAAUUGUUGUACAGUUCGAGUGCUUUUACUUCAACCUGAUUUUUUAGUACAAUGA
This is a messenger RNA of Funneliformis geosporum, 190 nucleotides long. Lineage: Eukaryota; Fungi; Glomeromycota; Glomeromycetes; Glomerales; Glomeraceae. The record is from the annotation of a GenBank genome assembly.